Molecule: messenger RNA, 3390 nt
Organism: Tribolium castaneum (red flour beetle)
Lineage: Eukaryota; Metazoa; Arthropoda; Insecta; Coleoptera; Tenebrionidae
Exons: 6
Coding region: 1046-2620 (524 amino acids)
Molecular function (GO): protein binding
Source: RefSeq, a predicted model, not a curated record
UGGUGCAAAAUAAAAAAUGUGAAAAAAAAAUGUAAAAUUUGUGGUUCCCAAACGUAUGUAUAGGUGGCGCUGUUCCGGGGGGAUUUAUAUUUUCACUAAUUAAAUAUACACCAUGGUCGAUUGAAUUAAAUAAUUAUAGGUAACAAGUAUUUCGUUAUACGAACUUAAUUAUGGUAAGCACGGUUUGUAUCUUAAACAUGUCUAAUCGUCCAGUGUUUUGUGGUUACUUUACCUAAUUGUUUGCUACCAGUUUACAGCAUCGUGUUUAAAGGUCAAGUUACCUUUCAUGAAUGGGCAACUGUCAUUCACGUUUUACAGUACUGGAGGCCAAAAUAGUUUUUUUUGUGUGCCCAAUUUUUGGUGGACUAUAGAUAUUUGGAUACUUUUAGAGUAAAUAAAAAUUAAUGCUUUUUGAAGGGUUUUAAGCCUUUUUCGGUUGUUAACUUUUGGGAAAAGAGCUAAAUUUGUAAGAUUCAACUUUGAUUUUUAAGAAUGUCAUAGUCCAGAAGUAACAUUAUAUUAGGUCCUAGAAACUUUUUCCAUAAAAAGCAUAAAAUCACCAUUUUCGACUAUUUUUUUUUUCAUUUUUGAUCAAAUGAAAUAACUGCGUAAAAAAACGUAGAAAUAAAAUAAUUUUUUAAAUACAGAUAUUUAAGUUUUCAAAUCUUUCAGUGCUCGAGAAAGGCAAAAAUAACACCAUUUUCGAUCCAAUUUUACAAUUUUUUGGUAAAGAUUUUAUAAACAUUGACGUAUUUUUCUCAACUGAACCUAGAGUUAGCAGUGUUAUAAAGAUGAAUAAAGAUUAAAGCCCCAUUUUGUACCGUAUUAUUCGUGGUAAAAUACUUAUUUAACGUAAAAUAUUAGUCGUCACCUCAGUCCACUUUUCCGGGUGUUGUCGAUUAAUUUUGCGCGAUAUUCAUCAAAUACGCAUUACUCCGCGUUUAAUUUUAGCGCAGUUAUUUUAAGAGUGGAUGUUUUGUACCAAAUUUUAAAUUAUAUAAGACCGGCGGCGUGCACGUCUAAUAUUUACAAACCGAAAAACAGAAUGCAAAAAGGCUGUUGGAAAGUUGAUGACAAUGACGAAGGUACUGUAUCGAACACAUUUUACAAACGCGACAAACACCACAAAUUCUCUCACGAGUUAUGGACCGAAAUGUACAAGUCCAAAAACACGGGCUCGAAAGCCGUUUACAUCGACCUGGAGGACGAAGAGCAGAGAGACGAGGACCGACAGUACUCCCAAUGGUCCGAACUCCCCGACCUCCUCCUGGAGAAAAUCUUCUCCUACCUGUCAAUCCGCGAGAAAUACUACGCGAGUCUGGUGUGCAAGUCCUGGUACAGGGCCUUCCACCUGCCCUACGUGUGGUCGCAGUUCGUCCUAGAAGACAACACUCUGACCCGUGGCCGAUUCAACUACUACUCCGGCUGGCAGUACGUCCUGGACCACUUGCGGACGCAGAACUGCCUCUCGCAGGUCGGCCGCAACUUCCGCAAACUGACGUUCGAGCCCAUGCUGAACUUCUACAACCUGUACGAGUUCAUGAACAUGGUGUCCUGGUGCACGGAACAGUCGCAGAACAACGACAACCCGGAGUUUGGGGUCGGCAAGAACAUCCACACUCUGAAGUUCACCUUCCCGUGCAAUAUGACCAACAGGGACGAUACCGAGAGGAUCCGACUUUUCGGAACCGGGGGCAAGCUGUUAGCGGCACUAAAGCGUCUGAUGUCCAAUUUGAAGAAACUGAAGCGACUGGAAUUGAUUGAUUUGAUGUUGGACCCCAAGGAAGCGCAGUUUUUGCUAGACGAAGUUUGUGAGAGCUGCUGCAUGACGCUGAACACCUUGUCAGUGAUUAACACGACGAGGGUGCAGUAUGAGCUGUUUCACGUCGGGGUUUUUCUCAAUUUGCAGGUUUUGUACAUCAGUCCGCAAAACUUGGGCGACGACAUAAUCGAGCUUCUCAGCCACACGAAAAUAAGACACAUUCAUAUUUUACAAAACAGGUACACCCCCAACGACAUCAACAUGAAACCAGUGGACUUCAAGACGUGGAAACUGGCCCGAAAAAAUAAUCCCGAAUUGAGAGUCCACUUACAGAUCGAAAGUCUCAAAGAAAAACCGCUGAUUUGGCAACAGGGGGCUCCUGUCAGUACAGUCCUGUACGAUUCGCCCCACAUUAUGCUGAGAGAGGAUGCCUUAAUGACUGCGAUUGAGUUCUACAAAGACACGCUCCGAGUCUUUGGCCACAAAAAUAUUCCGCGGUUCCACCGAAACAAGUCGUUUUACGAGCGCGUUGACAGUAGUUUGAUGCUGCUCGUGCGGCAAUGUCUCCACUUGAAUACUUUAAUUGUUACUGAACGAAUUUCGACCGCAACGGCUCUGCUGCUGGCCUACACCGGUAAAAAUUUGAAGUGUCUGUUUAUUAGAGGAAACGCUGUGAUAAUACGUUGUGAUUGGCCGCAAAAUCCCGACUGGAGCGACGAGUUCUACACCUGGCUUAAAAUCAACAGCCGCUCGUACGAGUUAGUAGAGCAGGAAAUCAGCCAAAUUAUGGGACGGAGAUGGCAAUUUUUGAGUGACAAACAAUUUAAGAAGCUCCACUGCAAUUUGCACGAGUUCUGAAUUUUUUUUUGUAUCGCUUGUUACUUAUUUUGCAUUUUGGUUUAUUUUUUGGUAAGUUUACAGAAUGUUACGUAAAUAAUAAACAUUGAUUUGUUUACAUAACACCCUGGGUUUUUAAGAUUUAUUUAGCCCAAUUUUUUUCGGUGCCUGUAAGCAAAAUUUCUGUGAACGGAUUCCUAAAUACUAGGAUGUGACACAACGGAAAAAUAACGCGUCUCAGUUGUUCCGAGCUCUUGAAGUAAAAUAAUGGCUGUACUUAAAUAACAGUGAACACAAGACAAAUAAAAUUACAGGCAGAUACAAAGUAUUAGAAAUUAAUUUAAUAAAAAUUUCCAAGAGUUAUCAAUUCUAGCACUUCAAAAUAUUGUCAAAAUAUUGAAACAAAGUGUCCAAAAAAAUGCUUAAAUGCUCAGAAAAAGCAAAGCACAAUUUUCUACCCAAUUCUUCAAUUUUUGGACUUGCUUUUGGCAAACUUUAUCAAAAUAGUACUUCAGGAGGCAAAAGGUCGACUCAUUUUGUAUCUCGUUUCGCCUCCUAGCAUUUACUUCUCCGUAGACCUGUGAUUUUAAAAUUAAGUUGGCAACACUGAAUUAUUAGAGACAGUAGAUUGUUUCAGAUCAGUGUUGCCAACUCAAUUGUUGAUUGGUGAAGUAGGCGCCGCAUUUCGUCGUUAAAGGUACCUUAUCGUGUGAUAUUAUGUAAAUUUGUAAAACUUAACGAGGAUAAGUGUCAAUUUACAUUUCUAUACUUGAAUAAAAUACCCAAUUUUU